Sinocyclocheilus anshuiensis is the source of this 8803-nucleotide messenger RNA. RefSeq names its product collagen alpha-1(VII) chain-like. The coding region runs from base 359 to 8803 and encodes 2814 amino acids. NCBI's taxonomy places the organism in Eukaryota, Metazoa, Chordata, Actinopteri, Cypriniformes, Cyprinidae. The transcript is spliced from 107 exons. The record is from RefSeq and is a predicted model, not a curated record. Gene Ontology annotation, cellular component: extracellular matrix. Gene Ontology annotation, molecular function: protein binding.
UCUUUUUCUCACACACCCUCUUACACGUCUCUUUCUAGGCCGUCUUGGAUUCUCACACUCCUCGUCCUGGGACGUUGCACUACAGCGUGUGGAGUCCCAUAACCUGUUCUUGGAUUGGAUUAUUACCUAAUGGAUCGCCAGCAGACUGGGUCUGUUUCAAGCAGGCAGCAGUUUUGCAUUUGAGAGGAGGACCAUGGUGCAGUUGGAAAGAUAAAAGGGAGAGAGCGUAGCAGCUAAAUAAAGCAGAGAACAAGCCCGUCUCAGGACAUCAGUCCAAAGAAGAGGAUCUGCCGGCAGAGAGAUAAGAGGGGGAGGACAGGGAACGAAAGAGAGAGUCAGAGGACGAGAGAGAGAGAGAAUGGGAUAUUGCGGCAUGUGGAUCUUCCUCUUGUCCCUGUCUCUCUUCUAUCAAAGCGCCACUGCAGAGGCUGAAGUAUGUCGUACAGCCAUGCCUGCUGAUAUUGUGUUCCUGGUGGAUGAUUCCUGGUCACUGGUCACGACCAGCUUCCAGCAGAUCAAAGAGUUCAUAGCGGACAUCAUCCGAGCCUUCCAGGGAAGUGUGGUUGGACAGGAAGGCAUUCGCUUUGGAGUGACUGUCUAUUCAGACUUGUCCAGGAUGCGUAUAGCUCUGACGGAUUAUUCGACUCUGGAGGAAGUGCUGAGAGCAGUGGAGGAUGUGCCAUAUGAGGGAGGCAACAGCCGGACCGGCUUGGCAUUGGAAUUCCUUGUCGAGUCUGUGUUCAGUCCUUCUAUCAUCAGAGACAACGCCCCAAAGAUUGCUGUUCUGAUCACUAAUGGCCAAUCAGAUGAUCCGGUGGACGGUCCAGCUAAAGCUGUAACAGAUAGUGGGAUUUCCCUGUUUGCUGUGGGGGUGAGGAACGCCAAUCAAGCUGAGAUGAGAAAAAUCGUCACAGAACCCCAUGAGGAACAUCUACUGCUCAGCCCCGAUUUCUCCUUCCUGGAGAACCUUCUGCCCAAACUGUCUCGUCGCAUCUGCUUCACUGCUUCUGAACCUCCCCGGCCUGUUAAGCAAAAGCCACCUGUGCUGAAGAGGAUAGUAGGACCUAAAGAUCUGCAAGUGAGUGAGCUGAGUUACAGCUCUCUGCAGCUGACCUGGAGUCAGGCCACAGGAGACGUUACCGGCUACAGGCUGCUCAUCACCCCUGUGUCUCCAAAGGGCCAUCUGCUCCCGGCACAGCAGAGACAGAUUGAUCUGAAGGGAGAUAUUAGUAGUACUCCAGUAACCGGGUUGAGUCCUAAGACUGAGUACUCCCUCACUUUAUAUGCCAUCUAUCCCGGACGCAUUGGAGAAUCUGCCACUAUUACCACAGAAACCACUGUUCUGCCACCGGUUUCGAACUUCCGUGUGAUUGAAGAAGGAUUGUUCUCUUUACGCCUGGGAUGGACGCCUUCGCUUGGAAAAGUGGAUAAAUAUAAAAUUUACGUUCCAAGAACAGACAGACCCAGCCUCAUUUAUGAUCAGAUACUGUCGGGUGACGCCUCCUCUCACGUGAUUGACACUUUAGAAGAGGACAAAGAGUACACAGUCGAGAUCUACGCUGUCUAUCCUGAGGGCCCCAGUGAGACUGUAUCUGUCACCGGGAAAACUUUGAAACUGGUCCCAGUUGAUAAACUGCUGGUGCAGAACGCCACUACAGACACAGUUCAGGCCCGCUGGUCGUCUGUCAGAGGCGCCACAGGAUACAGACUCACCUGGUCAUCAUCAGAGGGACACAUAGAAAACGUGAACCUGGGAGACAACUUUAAUUUCUACAUGGUGCAGGGCCUGCAUGCUGGCACAGAGUACACCAUCACUAUCAACCCCAUCUUUGUGGACAUUGAAGGGCCUGUUACCUCUGCCAAAGCUAAGACAUUGGAAAGCAGUGCAGUACAGACCCUGAGAGCGUCUGCGGUGAGCACUAGCAGCGCUGUUACCUCAUGGAACGCUGUACCUGGAGCCACAGGCUACAGAUUGGCCUGGGGCCCUACUGCAGAGUUCAUAGGGAGAGAUCGGCCCAGGCAGUUGGCUCUGAAUGGCAGCACUACUGAGUAUGUUUUGAAGAAUCUGGUCCAUGACACCGAGUAUGUGCUUUCCCUUUACGUUCUCUUUGGCUCUGCGGUUGGUCCGGGCAUCACCGCUACAUUCAGGACCUCGCCUCUCGGAUAUGUCUCAAAUUUUAAAGUGACAUCAUACACCAGCUCGUCCAUCGAUGUGGAAUGGAGUCCUAUUGUAGGGGCCACGGAGUACAAACUCACCUGGAGUUCAGAAUUUGUGAGUCCUCAGAGUCGGUAUCUUGACCGCAGCAUUUUACGGCACAGCAUCACUGGUCUUCAGCCACAAACCCUUUAUUCUGUCAGCAUUCACGCUCUCUACAGCAACACAGAAGGACCAGAAAUCACUCUCUCACAGCAAACAGCCUCUUUGACAGACUCUGAGCUGAUUAAAACAGUUCGGGAGGUAAAAGUUGUGGACAUUGGCGCCAACUCAUUCAAACUGGCCUGGAAGAAAACACCAGGGGUCACUGGAUACAUGAUCACUUGGAGUUCUUUCCAUGGUGGAGAAAAAAGGAGUGAGGUUGUAUCUUCUUCUGCCACGUCCUUCACCAUCACUGAUCUGCCUGCCAGUUCUGCAUACAAGAUCCAGGUUUCUGCAGUGGUCAGAAGCAAAGAGGGAAGUCCAGUAAUGGUGACCGCCCGCACAUUGGAUCUGCCCAAGGUGACUGGAUUCAGUGCUCUGAACACCACCGACAACAGCACUGUACUGAACUGGACCAGUGUAACUGGAGCAUCUGGAUACCUGCUAUCCUGGAGACAUAUAUCAGUGUGUGGCAGGGUGAAGGCAGAUAUUGUGUUUCUGGUCGAUGAAUCCUGGAGCAUUGGAACUAAUAACUUUGGCAAGCUGAAGGAUUUCCUGUUUAGAAUCGUCACCUACUUCCCCUCUAUAGGACCUAAAGGAACACAGAUAGCAGUAGUUCACUACAGUGAUCAGCCCAGGAUCGAGUUCAACUUUAACACUCACAAAGACCGUAACUCCGUUUUGAGAGCACUCCGUGAAGUCCGCUACGGAGGGGGGAACACAAAAACAGGUCGUGGGAUCAGCUAUGUCCUUAGGGAGAUGUUUCAGGAGUCUUUGGGUAUGAGACAGGAAGUCCCUCACAUGUUAGUGUUACUGACAGACGGGAGAGCACAGGAUGACGUAGAGCCACCAUCCAGGAUAGCACAUGCUCUGGGUGUCAGUAUGUUGGCCAUCGGCAUUGCUCAUGCAGAUAUUGAGGAGCUGAGGACCAUCGCCUCUCCCACCACUUACAAGAACAUCUUCUUCGCCAGUGAUUUCGACGAUCUUCCGACCAUCGAGAGAGAGUUUAUCAGCAGCAUCUGUAGCGAGGCCUUACAAUCAGAGUUCAAACAACACGAUGAGUCUGCUCAACUGGACACACCUACAGAUGACCCAGAAGCUCUCAGUAAGCCAGAAGGGCCCUGUCCACUUAGCUGCAAGGGUCAGAAAGGAGAAAAGGGCGAUGGAUUUGGUCAUGGUGGCCUGCGACUCAAGCAAGGCCCUGGGCAUUAUGAUUCAUUCUCUCUAAAGGUCAAAGGGGAAAAGGGUGAACGCGGUCUUCCCGGAACGGAUGGAAUUCCGGGUUUACCAGGACGACCAGGUAGAACUGGACCUCCUGGUUCUCCUGGACAAAGGGGGGCGCCUGGAAUUCCUGGUGACAUGGGGCCUCCUGGUAAUACUGGACCUAAAGGACAGAGAGGAGAGAGAGGUGAACCGGGCUAUGUUAUGGGAGGUAUGGAGGUUCUUCCAGGACGUAAAGGAGAACCUGGAUCCUCUGGCCCUCCAGGUGCUCCAGGGGUCCCAGGGGUAUCAGGUCCUCCAGGACUCCCUGGUUUGUCUGGGCCUCCGGGUUCUCCUGGACUCUCUGUUAAGGGCGAGACUGGAGAAUCUGGUCCUAAAGGUCCACGUGGAAAACCGGGUCAGAAAGGAGAAAAGGGGGAGCAUGGAAGUAAUGGUCUACCAGGUUUACUAGGACCAGUGGGAGUGGAUGGACUUCCAGGACUUCCUGGGCAGAAGGGGGAGAAGGGAGAGGAAGGUAUCGGAAUUCAGGGUGUUCAAGGUCCACUUGGGCCAAAAGGAGAAAAGGGUAAUACAGGACAACAAGGCCCAAAGGGCGAAGUAGGAAUCCAAGGAGUCCAGGGAAUCACAGGCCCUCGGGGGAAAAAGGGUCUUAAAGGAGAUCAAGGAGACAAGGGUGAACGUGGGGAAAUUGGACCUAUCGGGCCUCCAGGAGUUGCAGGCUUCCCUGGAGCUGCUGGACGAAAGGGUGAUGAGGGGCAGCGCGGCCCUCCCGGUGACCCAGCAAAAGGGAUACUCGGUCAUCCAGGGAAAAAGGGUGCCAGGGGGGAUAUUGGACAAGUUGGGCCACCAGGACCACAAGGUAUCAAAGGAGAUCAAGGUGAUAAAGGUGAAAAGGGCAGUCCUGGAUUUGGAAUCCCCGGUCAGUCUGGUCCCAAAGGAGAGAGUGGAGAAAGAGGUAAUGUUGGAUUAUCAGGGAAACCUGGGCCUAAAGGCAGCGAUGGGUCCAAAGGAGAGAAAGGGGAGGUGGGUUUCCCAGGCAACCCUGGUUCUCCAGGACUAAGAGGUAAAGAUGGUCUGCCAGGACUGAUAGGAGAGAUGGGAUUGAGGGGAGAGUCUGGUUCACCAGGAGAACCUGGAGAGAGAGGUGUUAAGGGGCCUCUCGGUCUUCCAGGACGACCCGGUGACCCUGGGGAAAAAGGCGAGCAUGGGAAAUUAGGGUUACCAGGUCCAGAGGGAAACAAAGGAGAGAAAGGCGAGCCGGGAAGGCCGGGACCACCGGGAAACACUCAAUUCACCACUUCAGACAACACCAUUCUCACCAGGGCCAUUAAGGGUGAACCUGGUGAGCCAGGGAUCCCAGGACUCAGAGGGGAGACAGGACGUCCUGGACCACCUGGUCCUGAAGGUAAACCAGGACCUCCUGGGAAUUCACUGCCUGGAUCUAGUAAAGGAAGAGAUGGUGUGGAUGGUUUACCAGGAAGGCCUGGAUCUAAGGGUGAACCAGGACAGAAAGGGGACCCAAGUCGAACAGGUGAGAAAGGAGAUCAUGGACGUGCUGGGAUUACUGGUAUGCCUGGUUUACCUGGGACACCUGGUAAACCUGGUGUUGAUGGGAAACGUGGAGCAGCUGGAAAAGAUGGAGAUCAAGGACCAAAGGGUGAUGAAGGGACAAAGGGUGAAAAAGGUGAACCUGGUGCAAAUGGAAAUGAAGGUCAAAAAGGAGAGCCAGGAUCUCCAGGCUUGCCAGGUCCUCCCAUUGUCCUCCAAGAUGGUAUGUCGAUUGAGGACAUUAAAAAGGCAUUUCCCAUACCAAUGGGACCCCCGGGUGCGGUGGGUCCUCCUGGGAUGAAGGGAGAGAAAGGAGACAUGGGUUUGAAAGGAGAGAAGGGUGAUGCUGGCCCACCGGGGAGAGCUGUUGAAAUGAAGGACAUUGAAGGCUUGUUUGAUUCAUAUGGUAUUAAACUCUCGCUGCUGAAGGCCUUGAUUGACAGGCUGCUUCAGGAUGGAAUGGAGGAGCUUCUUCAUGAGAUCAGCACUAGCAGAAGAGUGAAAGGAGACAGACAGGAGCCGGACUCAAACGUCAUCACUGAAUACACCAGCUCAGUAAAGUACAGUCACCCACAAGAGUCAUUACCUGAUACAGAUUUGGCUGAGGAAGAGACUGAUCUUGAAGAGGGGCAGAUGCCUGAGCCCAGUUCUAAGCCUGUUGUAGAAAAAGAAGUGGGUCCUAUCCUUUCGAACAUCUCUACUAUUCACAAAAAGGCCAACCAGAGUAAAACCAAAGACAAGCUGGUAGAUGUUGAAGAAAAGAAACUUGUGGAGACCAACUUCAGUGAUGUUACACCUUUGAAAUUUCUGCAAACCAAUACUUCCUCUGAGAGGUUGGUCUCUGGGAAGGUAGAGGUAAGUAUGGAGACAGUUUUCCACAGCCACGAGGACACGGGGAAGAAAACAUCUGGAGAGAAGAAGAAAAGCAGAGAGAGGGGAAAGGGCAAAGGAAAUAAAGGACGUCAAAAACGACAAAGGAAACGUUUGGAAGAUCAAGACAACAUGGAAGAGGAGGUUGAGGAAGCAUCAUAUGACGAUGAGGAAUAUGAAUAUGAGGACGAGCUGCCCACAGAAGAGCCCUUUCCCUCUCGAGAGGAGGAGGGCGAAGGGGAGGAGGUAAAAUACUCAACAACAACUGCUAUAUACACACAAGAAAAUGAGGAUGAAACAACUUCUCCGAUUACACAGUAUCCAGAGGAGAUUACACUGAUGGUUCACACAACAACAGCGAGUCCCCUGCUCUCAUCAAAAGUCACAGAGCAGAAGCCGCGUGAAACCACAUUAAUAUCAGUGCUAAAUGCAACACAAACUGGAGAGGAGGUGAGCUUGUCCCACAAUAGCGGCCUGGAAGAGGCAAGAUCUAAAGUGAAGAGAAGUGCUCCUUCAUCUGAGUUCAUGGCCUACAUGCCUGGAACACCAGGAGGACAAAACCGUUACAAACAAGGAUCUAAGCGGUCUACCUCAGGUGCACAAGGCAAAAAGAAGCUAAAUAAAAAGAAGCAAGAAAACAAAGACCCUGAGACUGUGACAGAGAUGUACGGAGAAAGAGAGGGGGAAGAACAGGGGGAGAGAGAAGAUGAAGUCUAUCUUGAGAACAAAGAAAGGAUUAUUGAAGAGGAAAAGACAACUGAGGCACAGUGGGACAUGGAGGAAGAGGAUGGUGUGACUGAGACCAAGGAAUACAGUUCAGGUGAUGGUGACGAGGAGACAGGCAGCGAGGAGAUAGAGGAAGAAUUUGAGCUAGAGAGGGAGAGAGAGAGACAGGAGAUGGAAAAAGAAAGGAUGGAACUGGAACAAGAAAGAGAAGCAGAACUGGAAAGGGAGAGAGAGCUCAAGAGAGAGACAGGGAUGGAACAAGAAGAAAAGGAGGAGGGAGAGAGACAGUUACAAAGACAAAGAAUGGAAUGGGAGAGACAAAGAGAGAAGAUGGAGAGGGAGAGGAAGGGAGAGACAGACCGAGAAGAUGACAUGGGGCCCCGUAUUUCCCACUGUGAUUACCUUAAAGGACCUCCAGGUGAAAAUGGAAAACCAGGCCCUAAGGGGGAGAUUGGUGAAAAAGGCCAGAAGGGAGAACCUGGAACUGGUCACCGUGGGCCCAUUGGUCAGGCCGGUCCACCAGGACAAAAGGGCGAGCCUGGAGAACCAGGACCACCUGGAGCACAGGGCAUUCAGGGUAUUCGUGGCAACCCUGGAAUCUCGGGGUCACCAGGUCACAGAGGUCAGCCUGGUGACCCUGGAGAGCCAGGUAGAAAGGGUGAUAGAGGGAGACGAGGGAAGAAUGGCUCACCUGGUACUCCAGGUGCAAUUGGUCCUCCUGGACAGCAGGGUCCUUCUGGCCCCUCUGGGGUUAAUGGUGAAAAGGGAGACAGUAUCCCAGGAGAACCAGGCGACAGAGGAAUUCCUGGGCUCCCAGGUCGCAGGGGAGUCAAAGGCACUGUCGGUGCCAAUGGGCCUCUAGGUCUCAUGGGUCCUAAAGGCAUGACAGGUAUGAAAGGAGAAAAGGGUGACAAAGGUGUGACUGGUCACAGAGGAGACAAGGGUAGUCCUCUCUCCAUGCCAGGACCCAGAGGAUAUAAGGGUCUGAAAGGAGAGCCAGGUGAACGUGGGCUUCCAGGAUUUGAUGGAGAUAAAGGAGAGAAGGGUGAAGAUGGUCCACCUGGUGCAAAGGGGCUGAAGGGAGAAGCUGGUACUAAAGGAGGCAUGGGGCCUUUUGGUGCACGUGGUCCAGUAGGACAAAAGGGAGAUCCAGGGGAGCCAGGCGCCAAUGGGGAAAAGGGUCGUAAUGGAGAACAUGGACUGGAUGGUGAGAAAGGUGAUAAGGGAGACAUGGGCCUGCAGGGCCGAAAGGGAGAUCAGGGUGAGACAGGAGAGCCUGGUUUACCUGGAGAUGCAGGAAUUAAAGGCGAGAAGGGCUUCAGAGGUUUCCCUGGUCGAAUAGGGAGUCCAGGACUGGAUGGAGAACAGGGUGAUUCUGGGGACCCUGGCAGGCCAGGCAUUCCAGGACUAAAUGGUCUCCCGGGACGAAAGGGAGAAAAAGGUGAUAGUGGUCUGAAUGGUCUUGAUGGAGCUCCUGGACAAAAAGGAGAGAAGGGUGCGACUGGUUUCCGAGGUUUCACUGGGUUUAAGGGAUCUCCUGGUGCACCAGGAACUAAUGGGGCUCUGGGUCGGCCUGGUCCGGUUGGACCUAAAGGUGAAGUGGGACCAAAGGGAGAGAAGGGAAGGAGAGGCAGAGGAAAGGCCUGUCAACGGGGACCCCCUGGAAUUCCUGGCCUCAGAGGCCUGGAUGGGGAAGUGGGAACCUCAGGCAUGAAAGGAGAAAAAGGGGAGACUGGACUCAGUGUGGAGGAAGUGAAGGAUCUUGUGACAAAGGAGGUGGUUGAGAAGUGUGGAAAGGAAAUACUCCUGAUGGUGAACACCAAUGAUCCAGAUGAAGAGAGUAUCCUAAGGGAAGAGAGAAGAACAGAUUCUGCCUCUCCGUUCUUGCUCACCCACCCCAAAGUGUGGGAUGAAGAGUCAGAGGACGAGACCACUACAGUUCAUCCUGCUGUUUCAGAGUCUGAGCCAACAUUAGUAUAUGGCAACGUUACAAUUUGUCCUCGGGCCUGGAAGGGUUUGGAUGGGGAAACUGUAGUUUUAUAUCAGUUUUAUGUUCAUAUGAACUUCUGCUGGGUCUUAUGA